Rhizoctonia solani is the source of this 1089-nucleotide messenger RNA. RefSeq names its product AAA family ATPase. NCBI's taxonomy places the organism in Eukaryota, Fungi, Basidiomycota, Agaricomycetes, Cantharellales, Ceratobasidiaceae. Bases 1 to 1089 code for a protein of 362 amino acids. The transcript has 8 exons. Gene Ontology annotation, biological process: DNA-templated DNA replication; DNA repair. The record is from RefSeq and is a predicted model, not a curated record. Gene Ontology annotation, molecular function: DNA binding; ATP binding; ATP hydrolysis activity. Gene Ontology annotation, cellular component: DNA replication factor C complex; nucleus.
AUGUUCUUGAAAAGCAGUGCGAAGAAAGAUGUCCAAAAGAAUGUGGUAGAUCCGGCGCUGCAACCAUGGGUUGAGAAGUAUCGGCCUCAGACGAUUGAAGAUGUCUCUGCCCAAGAACAUGCCGUUGCCGUACUGAGGAAAACGCUGACAUCGACUAACUUGCCACAUAUGCUGUUCUACGGGCCACCUGGCACUGGAAAAACAAGUACCAUCCUUGCCCUAUCUCGACAGCUUUUUGGUCCAGAGCUUUUCCGGACGCGAGUGUUGGAGUUGAACGCAUCAGAUGAGCGUGGUAUCUCAAUAGUGCGAGAAAAAAUCAAGAAUUUUGCGCGACAAACUCCACGAGCGGCCGAGGCCAAUUCUAAGUACCCAUGCCCACCGUACAAAAUUAUCAUAUUGGAUGAAGCAGAUUCAAUGACUCAAGAUGCGCAGGCAGCGCUACGUCGCAUUAUGGAGAACUACGCUAAGAUUACUCGAUUUUGUUUGGUUUGCAACUAUGUAACGCGAAUUAUCGAACCUUUGGCAUCACGUUGUUCUAAGUUCCGGUUCCACCCUCUUGACGUGUCUUCGACUCGCUCGCGGCUCGAGCACAUCGUAAAAUUAGAAAAUAUUGAUAUUUCACCAGAGGCUGUUACCGCACUGAUAUCGACCUCAGAUGGGGACCUUCGGCGAUCUAUUACUUAUUUGCAGUCAGCAGCACGCCUAUCUGCAUCACAGGAGCCCUCGCCAUCUAUUAGCGCUUCUGAUAUUCAAGAAAUUGCUGGGGUUGUGCCCGACGCCGUGAUGAACCGGUUCAGCUCUGCGGUUGGCAUUGAAUUACCCGAUGAAGGAAUGGAUAUAGAUCGCGCGAAAGACAUUGACGGUAUCAGAGACGAAGUCAAUCGAAUAAUGCAAGAGGGAUUUAGCGUUGCCCAAUUACUAUCACAGUUACACGAUAUUGUUAUUUUGCACAACACUGUAACGUCGAAACAAAAGACAGCAUGUGCAGCUGUGUUUGCAGCUGCGGACAAGGCGCUAUGUGAUGGGGCGGAUGAGGAACUGCAGCUGCUUGAAAUCGGUCUCGGUGUAUGGAAGGCACUUAAAUCAUAG